This is a messenger RNA of Topomyia yanbarensis, 1107 nucleotides long. It is a transcript of the gene TfIIEbeta, whose product is annotated as general transcription factor IIE subunit 2. Gene Ontology annotation, cellular component: transcription factor TFIIE complex. The coding region runs from base 146 to 1036 and encodes 296 amino acids. NCBI's taxonomy places the organism in Eukaryota, Metazoa, Arthropoda, Insecta, Diptera, Culicidae. The record is from RefSeq and is a predicted model, not a curated record. Gene Ontology annotation, biological process: transcription initiation at RNA polymerase II promoter. The transcript has 3 exons.
UUCAAUUUUAUUCUGCUGUUGAAUUUUUCGUGGUUUUGGGAGUAUGUGCUGAGGUUCGCUAAGAUCUCCAGGCGCAAUAUAACGUUUCUUUUCCGAAAUAAUAAAAUUUUGUUUCAUCCAGUCAUUUUCAUUAAUUAAUUCCAAAAUGGAUCCAGCACUUCUCCGAGAACGCGAGGCCUUCAAGCGGCGGGCCAUGGCUACGCCAACCGUCGAAAAGAAGGCCCGCACUGAACCAAGCUAUGCCUCCCCGAAAGACGUCAAGAAACCGCGACCGUCGAUCGCCCCACCGAAGAUGGAUGCUAGCAACUAUAAAACGAUGUCCGGGAGUUCCCAGUACCGGUUCGGUGUCCUAGCAAAGAUUGUAAAGCAUAUGCGCUCCCGCCACCAGGAAGGAGAAGACCAUCCUCUUACACUAGAGGACAUCCUAGAUGAAACCAAUCAACUGGAUAUUGGUUCAAGUGUGAAAAGUUGGCUCCAAACAGAAGCUCUCAGAAAUAAUCCAAAGAUUGAAGUCACCCCUGAGGGACGGUACGUGUUUAAGGCAGUCUUCAGAAUUAAGGAUGGAAAGAGUUUGAUGCGUUUGCUUAAGCAGCAUGAUUUGAAGGGCUUAGGAGGAGUACUUUUGGACGAUGUUCAGGAAUCGUUGCCCCAUUGCGAAAAGGUCCUGAAAAACCGUGCCUCAGAAAUAGUUUUCAUUACUCGACCAAACGAUAAGAAAAAAGUACUGUUCUACAACGACCGGACGGCAAACUUUCACAUUGACGAAGAUUUCCAGAAGCUGUGGCGAGCAGUCACAGUGGACGCGAUGGAUGAUGCCAAGAUCGAUGAGUAUCUAGAGAAGCAAGGCAUUCGUUCGAUGCAGGACCAUGGGCCGAAGAAACCGAUGAUUCCGAAGCGAAAGAAGGCACAGGCCAAGAAAAGACAAUUCAAAAAACCACGAGAUAACGAACAUUUGGCUGAUGUUUUGGAGACCUAUGAGGACAACACACUGACGCAGUCGAAUGCGGUGCAGGAAGUCAAGCAGCAGGGUAACUGAGAUGGAAAUACGGCGUGCGCGGGGGAGGGAAUCUAGUGUUUUGGAAAUAAAACGCAUUAUUGUUACGGUAA